AUGGAGGAAGAAAAGAAGAAGAAAAAAAACAAGAAGAAGAAGAAUAAGCAAGCUACUAAGCCGACAGAAAGUGUCACACUUGAUGCUAGCAAAUCGACUUCCGACGGCCAAAGCCAUGUUAUUGAGGUGGAACAAAAUAGUAACUAUGAAGUAUCAGGAGUUAAAGGUUCGUCAAAAGAAGCUCAACGGUGUAGAGAUGUUGACAGCGGUUUGAAUCAUGCCAAUGGCAGUAAAGAAGCAAAUUUACCCAAGUCUGAGAAGCAGUAUUGGCUGGGCAGAGAGGCUAGUUUUCUUGAAAAAGUUAAAGAACUUGAAGCUGAAAAGGAUGCCUUAAUACAGAAAGAGGGUUCCCUGGAAGAGAGAAUCAAUCAGUUGUUGCAGGAAAAGGCUGAAAUUGCACAAAAAGAGGCUAGUGAAAGAGAAAAGGUCAAACAUUUAUGUAAUGAGAAGAAUGCAUCCAUACAGAAUGAGGCUCUGCUGGAGGAGAGAAUCAAGCAGUUGCAGAAGGAAAUGGAUGAAAAUGCACAGAAACAGGCCAGUGAAAGAGAAAAUAUCAAGCAAUUACAUGAUGAAAAGAAUGCAUCCAUGCGUAAUGAGGCUGGCCUAAAGGAGAGACUUGCGCAGUUGGAAAGCGAAAAGGACGUUUGGAGCUGCGAUAAGAGUAUUCUGGAGCAGAAUAUUCUACAGUUACAGAGGGAGGUGGAAGUUUACCGGCAGAAAGAGGCUAGUCUAGAAGUGAAAAUUCUGCAACUGGAGGGUGAGAAGAAUUCAUGGGUCCAGAAAGAGGUGAGCUUACAAGAAAAGAAAAAGCAGAUGGAAAAAGAAAGAGAUUCAUGGAUCCUGAAAGAGUUCUCAGCCGGGGAAUCUGUUGCCAGCCUUACUGAUGAAGUUAUCAAAUUACGAGCUCAGGUGAUAGAGCUGGAGAGUUCAAAGGAAGGCCUCCUAGACGAUAAACUACAGUUGACAAAAACUGUGUCCGGUCUACAGUUGCAAAUCAGUAAUCUUGAGAAUGCUGCUGCUAACAAAGUGACUUCUGAAGAUGGGGAUGCGAACCGCCAGCUGGAAGCUGCAUGUGCACUGGUUAAGAAAUUGGUUAUGGAAAAUUCAGAGCUCGUUGAAAAGAUAAAUGAGCUGUAUGCUGAGCUUGACCGAAGGGGCAUAGGAAGAGGCCAGAUUUCUUCUGAAGCCACUCGAGGGGCUGUAACUGAUCAAUCUUCUGUUAUCUCAGCUUCUGCACCCGAAUUGACAAUGUCGGUUAAUGGUGGCCACAAUGCUAAUCAACCAACUGAUAUAAUAUCUAAAGCUAGCAAGACAAUGCCCGCAUCAGAGUUUUUUGAAGAUGUCACUGUUGAGGAUCAGAAGAACAGUGAGCCCAUGAAGAUCUAUGAUGGCCGUGGGCUUGAAAAAACAUCAGAAAUUGUAGAGGUCGAUGAAAUCGUGCAUAUCCCAUUAGACGAGACUGAAACUAAAGAAAAGAAUGUGGGGUUGCCUCAGGAUGAUGACGUUGGACUCGUUGAUUCCCCUCUGAUUGGUGCCCCAUUUCGUUUAAUAUCCUUUGUUGCUAGAUAUGUUAGUGGAGCUGAUUUAGUCGAUAGUAACUGA
This is a messenger RNA of Striga hermonthica, 1602 nucleotides long. The record is from the annotation of a GenBank genome assembly. Lineage: Eukaryota; Viridiplantae; Streptophyta; Magnoliopsida; Lamiales; Orobanchaceae.